AUGAAUACUUCAAAGUCAACAGCAAGUAGUUAUUGUAAUGCAAACAACCCCGAUGACGGUUCUUCAAGUUCUUCGAGCACUAUUAGUGCUAACAGAAAACGGAAAACAGAAACUCGUCUUGGCAAUUUAUUGUCAAGAGUUCGUCAAAAGGCCUCAUCAUCCUUCAAGUUAUAUUUUGACCAAAAUGACUGUAAUAGUUACAUGGAGGCAGAAUCAGAGUGCAUGAAGUCGUUAUGUGGUCCAAAUGGGGAAACAUUAGAUGAAGAUGAAGACCUUUGGGCAUACAUUGAAAGGAAAGCAUAUGACCAUGAUAACGAGUAUGAAGAAGCUGGUCAGGAAACUUUGAAUAAACAAAAUGAUUACAUUGAAACUUUCACUGAGAACUUUUGCCAUGCAAUAACAGAACCAAAGGAAAUUAGCAGACGACGUAUAUGUUCUGAUUGUAAUUGCAGCUAUAUCGGAAACCAAUGUAAUAUUUGCAUCCAAAAAAAAGAGUAUAGUGCUUCUUGUAUUGCAGAUAGCAACUUGAACUUGUUUGGCAAUUUGUUUGAACCUUCUUGUGUUGAUGAUGACUCUCAACUUUCAAAUGAAAACGAAGAAGAAAGGCCAUCUUUAAAUCAAUUGAGAGAAAGAAGGAUUCAAACUUUAGCUGGAGCUUCAAUAGCUAUAGCAACCGGUGGAAAGGAGCCUUUGAAUUUGGAUAAUGCAAGCGCAAGUUCUGAUGUUACAGACGUAGCACAGCACAUUGCUAAAAUACACCACAUGACGAUAAAGAAAGAUUUGAUGGAUUUAUUUAUUACUAAGCAGAUCAAUGUGACAGAUGACAUCCGAUAUAUAUGGAUUGAUCCUCGUGGCCAAGAAGAAAGUGGUGCAAGGUCAGGUGUUUCUCGGGAUAUUUAUUCUUCAUUCUGGAAUGAAGUAUACAAUGCAUACUUGUAUGGCGAGCAAGAAAGAGUGCCACAAGUUCGGCAUGAUUUGUACAAACAAGAGUGGCGUGCAAUUGACAUGAUCAUUUUAAAGGGGUAUGUUGACACUGGUUACUUUCCAAUCAGUUUGAGUCGAGCAUUUUUAUGUUUUUGUUUCUUCGGAGAAGAAGAAGAGAAGAAGAAGAGAAGAGCUGCUGAUAUCUUCAUUCCUGAAAUACUUGUCAUCAGAUGAAAGUCAGUUGGUGACAAAAGCCAUUGGUAAAAACGAAGGUGAGAAUGUUAUUCACAGUGAUGAAUUUGCUGAAAUUUUGGAACAAUUCAAAUGUAAAACGGUAGUAACAGAAUCAAAUGUGAAAUCAGUUAUCAUUGAAUUAGCUCGCCAGGGACUUGUACAGAAAAGUCACGUUAUAGCCUCAUUUUUGAAAGUUGCCUUUUUAGAGCUUAAAAAGAAGCCAGAAUUUUCAUCCAUGGAGAAUAUUGUGAAGUUUUAUGAAAGAUUGGAACCAACCACAAAAAAGGUUGUAUCCUUGUUCAAAAAUGUCCAUACAAGUAGCAGUGCUGAACAAGACUCAUUCAAUUAUUUAAAGCGGUAUGUGAGAGGUUUGGAAACCAUUAUGUUGAAAAAAUUUAUGAAGUUCAUAACAGGCUCAGAUAACAUGGUUGUUGAUACAGUAGAAAUAAUUUUCACGCGACCGGAAUCGAAUUUUAGUCGUAGACCAGUAGCUCACACAUGCACACCAAGCUUAGAACUUCCUUCAACUUAUAAUAAUUAUUGCGAACUCCGUGAAGAAUUCAGCAAUAUAUUGCAGUCAUCUGAAUGGGAGCUGGACAUCAUUUAAACUGAUUUUGGAUCCUUUUUUGUUUUGUUGUUAUGUUUGAACUGACAGACAAUAGAGUUUCCAGUAUUCUGUUUUGUUAACACUUUUUUUAUACAAUUUUUAAGGGGUUUUUUAGGUCCAAUAAAAAACUUUGUUUCGAUUUA
Molecule: messenger RNA, 1908 nt
Organism: Hydractinia symbiolongicarpus
Lineage: Eukaryota; Metazoa; Cnidaria; Hydrozoa; Anthoathecata; Hydractiniidae
Exons: 3
Coding region: 1-1158 (385 amino acids)
Source: RefSeq, a predicted model, not a curated record